UGGAUCGCCUUUGGCUUACACAAUAUCAUCGACCAGAACCAUCUCUGAUAGGAAUUAGCUGGGGACCUGCUCGGCCGCCCCGCGCGCGCGAACUAGAAAUAUUGUUUACCAGUUACUUGAGAUUUUAGCAUGGCUCUGGCCUGUUGGGCUGGCGAAUUUUCUCUCGUGGUUGACGCCCAUGCUCUCUGCCGGGCGGUGCUCUGUGCAGAGGCUUAGAUGGGAAUCAGUCGUAGGAGCGGUCAUUGUGGUGUGGUACACUUGUUUGAUUACUUUCUUCAGUCGAAGCUUGAUCUUUUUCGAUUGCUUCGAGCACAAGAGCGGGGCAGUGACAAUCAAUGUGCACAGAGCAGAGAGCUGCGCGGGCUCUCGAUACCUAAGGUUGCAACCUUGGGCUGUAGCCAUGCUGUUGAUCAACGCAAUCGUCACCUCCAGUCCUCUUGUUUUCAUGGUUUAUGAGAUUUCUCGUGGUCGGGGAAGAGGUCCGAUGUUCAAGGCGUGCUUCGAAAAUAUUUAUAGUGGGGCCAGGAGGUCGACAUAUUGGUGGCCGCUAGUUGAGGUAGUCAAGGACUUGACCCUCGCAUCCCUGCCAGUUGUGGUCAACGCAACAAUCGGGAAAGAUGUGGCUGUAACAAGCAUCGCCCUCUCCUGUGUUCUUGCAGUCUACUUGAUGAGCGUCCUCGCCAUGCAGCCCCACGAGGAGCUGCCGCUGCAUCGGCUGGACAUCUCGCUGACGGCGUCGCAGUUGAUACUGCUAUCGGCGGCAGGGGCGCUUACAGAAAAGACAACCGCAGCACGGGAGCUCAUCUUGUUGCUGGUCUUGCUGCCGACGUCGUUGAUGCCCCUGGCUGUGGCGGCAUUUGUCUGCCUCACCCUCGUUACGGCCGUCCUUCCAGAGCGGGCAAAUGCUGCUCUCAUGAGGGUGUGGGUCAGUUCUGCUCGUCUUCGCAGGUGCGUCGCUUCUCUUGGCUUCCAGGACGCGGCCGCCGAUGGCGAGGAGGCAAAACGCUACCUGCAGGCUCUGCUCCAGCAGGAUCCGUGCACGAAGAAGGCCCUCCUGGCUGCAUGCGAGGAGAAAAUGGACCCGCUGGAGGCGCGGCAACUUCUCCACGCCAUCCGCGUGCUUUUCGCGGUGGCACGGGCAGACGAGCACGUUUUCCGCCGGCCUCUGCCCCCUGGAGUGGGGCCCGCGCAGAUCGCGCUCGUCGCGUGCCACCAGCAGGAGGCGGCGCGGCACGAGGCCAUCGACGAGGACGCCCUCGACGCUCAUGCCGUGGCGAGCGCCGAGGACGCGCUGAGCGCCAGGUCGCUGCGAGCGUCGUUGUCGACUCAGCGAGCGUCGAGGUCGACUCGGAGCAUGAGCUCUCGAGGAUGGGCGUGGCGCGAGCAGUGGGCGAGAGCGAGCACGCCUUCCGUGCGGACGGUGUGCGAGCACGAGGCCGACGGAGGCUGCGCCCUCGAGGCCCUGGACAUGGCGAGCGCCGAGGGGGCGGCGAGCACUGUGGAGGGCGCUCGGGGACAAGCGGGCGAGUGGGAGUCCGAGGGCGUGCUGCCCAACGCCGUCGGGGACCUCGCGUGGCGCGUGCUUAUCCGCGGCGCCGCGGCGACCGCGAGUGCCGGAGUCGGCCCGUAGUCAGCGCGCUUCUGCGGCGAUUUUCCGGCGCAUCUCCCUCCUUCUACGUGGAGGGACGCUCCUGCCACGCGCGAGGCAGCGCGCGCAAGGAGUGGAAGGGUGCAUGUGGAGGUGCAGAGGAGGUGGAGGAGGAGGAGGAGGAGGAGAAUGCAUCAGGCAUGUGACCAUUUUGGUACUACGGAGGCCCAAGAGUGUCAGAGGGAUCUGAGACCAUCCAGACGAGCAUAAUACGUGCAGCUCGUACAUUCUUUUUCACGUUUCACUUUUUCUGUAUAUCUGCCGCGACUUCCUUUUGGUUGUACACAUUACGAAGCAGGAGCCAUCCUGGCACAGGCGAACCAGGGCACGGAUGGUUCAAUUUGUGCGCAGGUCCCUGUGAAUGACCGGUAGCAGCAGGAA
Molecule: messenger RNA, 2029 nt
Organism: Prorocentrum cordatum
Lineage: Eukaryota; Dinophyceae; Prorocentrales; Prorocentraceae
Source: the annotation of a GenBank genome assembly